This is a messenger RNA of Diatraea saccharalis (sugarcane borer), 2522 nucleotides long. NCBI's taxonomy places the organism in Eukaryota, Metazoa, Arthropoda, Insecta, Lepidoptera, Crambidae. The record is from the annotation of a GenBank genome assembly.
CUCGUAUAAAAAUAGCAUUGUGAAUGCAAAAUUUAUCAAAUAUAACAUCAUAGUAUUAAUUAGUAUGUAAUACUCAUGCACCUACUCCUGAGUAAAAAAAAAACAUUUUUUAGGUGAUAAUAUCCAAUGGACUGUGACCUAAUUGAUUGCUUUUAAGAUCUAUCACAAUCCCUCUCAAUGGCAUUUCAAGGGUACACAAUUGUGAUAGUGAAUUAUGGAAUUACGUAACUUUUAAAGUCAUAUUACAUUAAUUAAGAAUUCUCAAUUAAUUUCAAAGAUAUUUGCGUCUAAAAUUAACUUCAAAUUAACGAUACAAAAGAAAAUUAUUAAAAAUACGAUAAAAAGAGGUGGCGAUCGCUAUCACAUAUCAAGUAGUUGUAGCGUGAAGUUCGUGAUUACUUUUCAAAUUCAAAUUGAAAGGAUAUCUAUAUCCAAUGUGGUUAAAUCCUUAUAGAAAUCUAUCUAUCUUAUUGUAAAAGUGUAAAUGUGUAAGAUGUCGUGUCCUAUGAGUGUAAAUGAAUUAAUUUAUCAAUUUUUCGUACAAGAAAAAAAGAGUAUAAUACCAGAAUAAAUAAAAAAAGACAAUAUUAGGAUAUAUUAGUGGUUAUAACUAUGUGUUUUUUUAUAGAAAAUUUGAUUUAAUCACGUUACGAACUCCUAACAUAAUGUUACAGCUUAUUUGGACAUGAUUUCUUGAUUCAAAACCCAUCGUAAGAUAGUUAUUUUUGGCAUACUUGCCCUCUUAAUAGGCGCUGAUAAUGAUAUAGUUUAAUAAUACAGUUCCUUUGCUUCUGAUUUUUGUCUUUAGAUGCAUUAAUUUGGCUUCGAGUGUCGAACGGGACCCGCUCCCCGAAUUACCACCAGGGGAAGCGCCUGAUCCAAUCUUAACGUUCAUGGAGAGGACGUACAAAUCCGGCCUCAGCAGAUCGACUUUCGACGCCGGUGCCCCAGUCAUACUCACACCGCUCAUAGAGCAAAACAAACUUGAAGAAGCGAGAGAGGCAGCCAAAGUGGAUUCCGACUAUUUACUUCCCGACAUGGACAGCUACGCCGGGUAUCUUACAGUAAACAAAGAGUACAACGCCAACUUGUGGUUCUGGUAUUUCCCGGUUUCGGAUAAACCUGUAGACGAAACCCCGUGGAUUAUAUGGCUUCAAGGAGGACCUGGCGCUUCAUCUCUUUACGGUCUGUUCACUGAAAUAGGACCGUUCGUAGUCACAGAGGAUCACGUCUUAGAAGAAAUCAAAUACUCCUGGGGCAAGAAUCAUUCGUUACUUUUCAUUGAUAAUCCUGUCGGAACUGGUUUCAGCUUCACUGAUGACGAUCGUGGAUUCGCGACCAAUCAAACGACGAUCGGUGAAAAUUUAUAUUCAGCGUUGCAACAGUUCCUGAAGAUUUUCCCAGACUUACGUAAAGCGCCAUUGACAAUAGCGGGAGAGUCAUAUGCAGGCAAACAUAUACCAUCCCUGGGUGUUCAAAUAUUAUGGCAUCGAGAAGAAAAUGAACCAAUAAAUCUACAGGGACUGGCUAUCGGCAAUGGUUUCAUUGAUCCGUUGACCUUGCAGCGGUACAGCUAUUUUGUGCGCGAGGCUGGGCUGGUUGACGACAAAGUGGCAGACUUCAUGAACCACCUAGAGACAGCAGUCACGCAGUUCAUCAAAAACGGGGAAAUGCUUAAAGCUUAUGCGGUAAACAUUGAAUGGUUUAGCAGAAUGCCAGAAAAUACAUUGUCUCGUUUCUUUUUCAAUGACAAAUACAAAAACUUGAAGCGACGUGAGCCUUCGCAUGAGUAUUACAACUACCUACUGCAGAUAUUCCUGCAGGAGUCUCAUUUGUCGAAUUUAUACAACUUCCUUCAAGACGAUAUAAGUUUGGAAGGAGCUUACAUGGACUACAUACAGAGAACAGAAGUGAGGAGAGCCCUUCACGUGGGCAAUACAAAUUUCACAUCAAUAGGAGUGGUGUAUAGGAAAUUAGUACCGGACUUCAUGGGCAGCGCUAAGAUGUGGCUGGAAGAACUUUUAGAAAACUAUAGAGUUAUGCUUUACAGUGGACAUUUGGAUAUAAUAGUAGCUUACCACCCAUCCGUGAAUACUUACAAUUCACUUUCUUACACCGGAUCGUCUGAAUUCAAGAAAGCAAAACGAUUACCGUGGUAUCACGACGGAGAAUUGGCGGGUUACUACAAAACGGCUGGUAAACUAACGGAAGUGAUGAUUCGUGGAGCGGGGCAUAUGGUGCCGGCGGAUAAACCCGCUGCGGCUCUCGGACUCAUCUCUGCCUUUGUUCGCGGCCUGUCAUUAGAAGAGGACACGGGAUCACUAGUGGCAUCUGAGAAAACCUUACGACACCGUCGCUUGCCAACUAAAUAAUGUUCCUGUAUAAAAUACUUGCAAUGAAUACAUAUGUUUUACGCCUUCUCAUUAUUUUAUAUUUCCUUUCGCUAAGCAAGCUCGGCCAUAGUAGAAGAGUACUCCGACUCGACUCCGACUACUAGCCCCGAGUGAGCUAUAAUAGCCUAA